AUAUUACUCAAAUCAGUGCCGAGAACCAAAAAUUAACUGGGGACUUGAUCGUUGAGGAUUAUCCUAAUUUACAAGAGAUUAAUUUGCCCAAUCAGGAAUUAACUUCCUUAAUUGUGAUUAAUUGUCCGAAAUUACAAAUAAUUAAGGUGCGAAAUAAUCAAUUAGCAAAGUUAGAAAUCCAAGGGGCUAACCAAGUUAGUGAAAUAAUUGCAGGUGGGAAUGAAUUGACUACUCUAAAUUUGGCUAAUUGUUCGCAAAUUAGUAAGUUGAUGGUGGCGGAUAAUCCUUAUUUAACUAAACUGGAAAAUUUAAACUGGGCUACUCUGAAAAAUAUUAAUAUUGCUAAUACGGGAGUUGCUUUGGCUGAAGAAAAUGAGGAGUUAAAAGCCAGAAAAGAAGAAGUGCUAGAAAAGAUUAAGACUUUGAAAGAGGCAGCGGAAGAAAAGGAAUUGGUGCUUACUGAGCCUAUUCAAACCCCCGAACAAGCCGAAGAGGCAAUUUUAAGACAUUUAAAAAAAACCGGAGAGAAAUGA
Messenger RNA from Racocetra persica, 533 nucleotides. NCBI's taxonomy places the organism in Eukaryota, Fungi, Glomeromycota, Glomeromycetes, Diversisporales, Gigasporaceae. The record is from the annotation of a GenBank genome assembly.